This is a messenger RNA of Penicillium macrosclerotiorum, 258 nucleotides long. RefSeq lists its product as uncharacterized. The transcript has 2 exons. NCBI's taxonomy places the organism in Eukaryota, Fungi, Ascomycota, Eurotiomycetes, Eurotiales, Aspergillaceae. The coding region runs from base 1 to 258 and encodes 85 amino acids. The record is from RefSeq and is a predicted model, not a curated record.
AUGGCGGCAAUCCGCUCCCAGCCCAUGACAGACUUCAUUCCCUGCAAUACGGCCUUGAAUGACAGGAUCCACACGAUCGUAGUCCUCCAGGCGGCUCAGAGGCGCCGGGUCUCCGUGGAACAGAUCUGGCAUGUCGAAGAAGUAGCCGUGGGCCGCCAGCUCGCCCGCAAUCAGUUGGGCGUGGGUGAAAUGGUGACCAAUAUCAUCUGUCAGCACCAGGAUGCCCGCUUUGGGGUGCAAUCAGCCGCAUGGAUCUAG